Molecule: messenger RNA, 3300 nt
Organism: Larimichthys crocea (large yellow croaker)
Lineage: Eukaryota; Metazoa; Chordata; Actinopteri; Sciaenidae
Product: zinc finger protein 665-like
Exons: 4
Coding region: 246-2693 (815 amino acids)
Biological process (GO): regulation of transcription by RNA polymerase II
Cellular component (GO): nucleus
Molecular function (GO): DNA-binding transcription factor activity, RNA polymerase II-specific
Source: RefSeq, a predicted model, not a curated record
AACGUGUCCGUGCUUCAUGUUUCUCCACAGACGUCCAGCAGCUGGUGGUGACCAAAGAAGAAGAUGACCCUGUCAGUCUGGACGAGGAGAACCUUCCAGAAGUCCCACACAUUAAAGAAGAACAAGAGGAGGUCUGGACCAGUCAGGAGGACCCACCAGAACCCCCACACAUUAAAGAAGAACAGGAGGACUUCUGGACCAGCAGAGAGCAGCUUCAAGGCCUGGACCAGGCUAAUAUCAAGUUCAUGUUCUUUCCUGUCGCUGUGAAGAGUGAAGAAGAUGAUGAAGAAGAAGAAGAUGAAGAGAAACCUCAGUCCUCACAGCUUCAUCAGAGACAAACUGAAGACAUGAAACCAGAAGCUGAUGAAGAGGACUGUGGAGGACCAGAACCAGACAGAGACUCAGAUCUACAUUUACAACCAGACAUAGAUGUUAAGAAGUCGCACAGCUCUGAACCUGAAAGUGACGACAGCUGGGAUUGGGAGGACACCAGAGAAACUCAGGCCCGUCUGAAGUCUCUGCAGAACAAUGAAGAACCUGAUCUGGACUCUAACAUUGGAGCCAAUGGUGUGAAAACAGGAGUGAAACCAUUUCAAUGCUCGAUCUGUGGCAGCAGUUACUCUCGAAAAGACUCGUUAACGUCUCACAUGAAGCUUCACUCUGAGGGAAAACGCUUCAGCUGCUCAGUCUGUAAGAAAACGUUCCAGCAGAGAGGAAACGUGGUCGAGCACAUGAGAGUCCACACGGGAGAGAAACCCUUCAGCUGCCCUUUCUGUGACAGGAAGUUCGCGCAUAGUUCAGGUCUGAACACACACCUGAGAGUCCACACAGGUGAGAAACCGUUCACCUGCUCGGUGUGUCAAGCCAGCUUCAGUUUCAGGAGCAGUUUCUCCACACACAUGAGGAAGCAUGCCGGAGAGAAACCCUUCAGCUGCUCAGACUGUGGGAAAACGUUCACACGGAAGGAACACCUGACACAACACCUGAGCGUCCACACGGGCGAGAAGCCGUUCAGCUGCUCCGUGUGCCAUAAAGUGUUUCGGGAUAAAGGAACUCUGAGACGUCACGUGACCGUCCACACCGGAGAGAAGCCGUUCAGCUGCUCGGUCUGUGGGAAAGGAUUUCGAGAUCGGGGAAAUCUGACGCGGCACACGAGAAUCCACACCGGAGAGAAACCGUUCAGCUGCUCAGCGUGCGACAGGAGAUUCACUCAGCUUCAUGUCUUUAAAAAACACAAGUGUGCUGCACAGAGCAGUGCAAGCAAAGAAAGCAUUAAGAACACCUGUGAGAUUCAAACAAAGGCAACAUGGAGGAGAAUGAGAGGAGGUGAGGCUGAGCAGGAGAAAACCACAGAAAAACAACCUGGAAGGAUUUGUACAAGCAAACGGGACCAAAGCAGCCCGGAGUGUGAAAGCGGUCCCGUCAGGUCCAAUGGGAGCGAAGCAGCAGAGCCUGCACGUGAGGACACACCUGUCCAGAUGUCUGACAAACUACUGCACGCGCACCUGAGGCCGGAGGCAGACGUCCAGCAGCUGGUGGUGACCAAAGAAGAAGAUGACUCCGUCAGUCUGGACCAGGACGACCCACCAGAACCCACACACAUUAAAGAAGAACAGAAGGAGGUCUGGACCAGCAGAGUGCAGCUUCAAGGCCUGGACCAGGCUGAUAUCAUCAAGUUCACAUUCUUUCCUGUCACUGUGAAGAGUGAAGAAGACGAUGAAGAAGAAGAUGAAGAGAAACCUCAGUCCUCACAGCUUUAUCAGAGACAAACUGAAGACAUGAAAGCUGAUGGAGAGGACUGUGGAGGACCAGAACCAGACAGAGACUCAGAUCCAGAUCAUCAUGAUGAGACUUUAGACUUCUCUGAACCUGAGACUGAUGACAGCGAUGACUGGAAGAAGAGCAGUGGACCUCAGUCAGGUAACCGUGGGUGUGAUCCAGGUGAGAAACCGUUCAGCUGCUCUGAGUGCGGGAAAAGAUUCAGCCAUAACGCAAACCUGAAGAGACACAUGAGGACACACACUGGAGAGAAACCCUUCAGCUGCUCGGUCUGCGGGAAAGAGUUUGCACAAAGCUCAACGCUGACGCUACACCUACGAGUUCACACAGGAGAGAAACCGUUCGCAUGCUCGGUCUGUCAAACAAGCUUCAGUCUCAGGAAUAAUUUGUACACACACAUGAGGAUGCACACCGGAGAGAAACCCUUCAGCUGCUCAGUCUGCGGGAAAAGCUUCACACAGAGCUCCAGUCUGACCUCACAUCUGAGAGUUCACACAGGAGAGAAACCCUUCACAUGCUCGGUUUGUCAAACGGGCUUCGGUGACAGAGGAACUCUGUUCAGACACAGGAGUGUCCACACCACCGAGAGACAGUUCAGCUGCUCAGUGUGCGGGAAAGAGUUUCGACAAAAGGGUCACAUGAUACGUCACAUGGGACUCCACACAGGGGAGAAACCUUACAGCUGCGACGUUUGUGACCGAAGAUUCACUCGACUGUAUACGCUCAAAAACCAUCAGUGUGUCGGCCGGCAGGCCUCACAGCUAACAGAGGCUGAUGGAGAGGACAGUGACGGACCAGAACUAGAACCAGACGGCCUCUUUAAUCCAGAUACUCAUGAAGAGACGUCACACUUCUCUGAAGUCUGUGAGGAGAUCCUCAUAUCAGGAAACACGAGUUGUAGAGAUGCUCAUUAAGGUUCAUGUGGAUGACGCCACGUCAACAUUUCAGUUCUGUAUAUUUAAAAUGAUCAUGUGACCCGUGCUACCGUCAACAUUGUGUGUUCCCUUCAGCUUUGUUUGAACGUGGAUUGAUAGCAGUGUGUGUUGAGAACGGUCGAUCUACAGAACAGGCUUCAGAUUUCUCACCUGAGUCAUUUAAAGUCUGUGAUUUGCUGGUAGAAAGGAAACACAGUGUUGCUUUAAAGUCAUUCUGCUGUACAAAGUUGUCCUUCUUUUAGAGGUUUGCUGACAGUUACAGGAAAUCCCUGUUCAGGAUGGUCUUUAAUGUAACUUUAAACUCUUUCACACGUUUGACAAACAAGUUCAGUGUAACAAUGCAUUGUUGAACUUUUCCUCAAGAAGUUUGAAUCAUAAAACAUAGAUGGCUCAGUCAUGUUGUAUAAAGUUCUCUAUGUGACGUCACAGGAAAGUUCUUCAUGUUCUUUUGACCAUAUCAUCUCCUUGGAUCAGCACGUCACACCGAUAACUGUUGCUAACAUUUUACAGACUUGUUUGGUCUCAUCCAGACUGAAUGUGUGAUUUUUGUCUUCAUAAAUAAACUUGACUGAUGUUCUUAUUUCAA